Molecule: messenger RNA, 3679 nt
Organism: Lindgomyces ingoldianus
Lineage: Eukaryota; Fungi; Ascomycota; Dothideomycetes; Pleosporales; Lindgomycetaceae
Exons: 29
Coding region: 1-3348 (1115 amino acids)
Cellular component (GO): membrane
Molecular function (GO): ABC-type transporter activity
Source: RefSeq, a predicted model, not a curated record
AUGGAACUACACGGAUCCGUUUUGGAUUGGGCAGCGUCCGCCCGAUUCAGCACGGGUCCUGAGAAGCAGCAUCAACGCCUCUCAUAUCGAGUUGAUCUGACCGUUUUCCCUCCUUCACCCCGUAGAGCUUACUUACCAUUGAAACUAACCGAUUCAGUCGACUCUUCAUAUGGAUGGGUUACCAGGAGCCUGGAUAGAGACACCCGCAAAUCCAAGUUUAUAUCAACUUUACAUUGGCUCCAACAACCCGGGGACGAGCAAUGCUAUUCAAUCACCCAACACCAAGUGUUGGCGAAACAGCCGAUAGGUCUAACAACAUGCCAGUUCUCUUCGUCCAACCUCAACACUACUAUGCCUUCUCUAGAUGUCUUGUCCGAGAAAUACGAGGAACCCUAUUCCGAGUCUGUUGAUACGGAGUACGAGGGUGAUGGUGGAAGAUUCGCCGCUAUCAGCACUGUUUCUUCGGGCCAUGGGGGCCGCGCUCCAAAUGCAUGGAAACUGAUGAAUGAAGAGGAUCUAUUUCGCGUCCUUUCAAGGAACAGAACUGGCAUAUUUGGAAGGACCAGCACCGUAGCCACAGCAUCUAGCACUGAAGGCGAGCUGGGAGAAAUUAACAAACUCAUAUCCCUCAUUAUCGUCAUCAAAAGCGUUACCAUGAAGGGCAUAGGUCUUGGGGCGGCUUUACAGCCUUUAGUCUGUGACCUCUUCCCCACAACCUUUUCACUGAAGACCCGCGUCAGGCUGCCGGAAAGCUUGCCGCACGUGACGUUGUCACACGUGACGCUACGUCGAGGACGAAUUUGGGACUGGCUCACUUUUAGUCACCAUGUAGUCACCUCAGACCGCAGCGAACUCUUGUAUGACCCAGAAGACAACGCGGCAUUGGUGGAAAGAGCUAGAGAAAUGAUAGUUUCAAAGCUUUUCAGGAUCGAAUACACAACGAAUGUCAAGGUGGGCAAUGAGCUUGCUCAUGGUAUAUUCGACGGCGAGAAGAAGUGGGCGAGCAUUGCAGAGGCCAUGGUUACAAAGGCUUCGGCGCGAAGACCGCCCUGGAAUACCGAUGCGCUAUAUCAGGCGGGAGAGUCUUUGUACGAUAUCUACGACAAGAUUCUCCGUACUGAUGAAGGCUGCUACUAUUUCGGACCUGCAGAAAAGGCUGCGGUCUACUACAAGAGUCUCGGGUAUGUACCACUAAAGAGCACGAACGCCAUAUCAAAGAUAGGUGGCAAUCGUGGACCCCUGGGUCGGCUGCCUAAAUUGAGCAAGCUUUUCUUAGCGGCAAACAGCAUCAUCACAAUUCGGAAUGCCGUGCUACGAGAACCAAGAGCACCAAAAAAGAACUUUAACCUGCCGUUUUAUAAUCAGGGAAACAUUCUCUUUCCGGCCCUCAUUGUUGGAUCUCCCUCCAACAAUCGGCCUAAGACCACUGCCGGAGUCUUUACGCGCGGAAUUGUUAUCUUCUUCAUUCUUCUCUCUAACGCCUUGCUUGCUCUUGCUGAGCCUAUUGCUGCUUUUGAAAGUCACCCAAUCCUUCUCAAGCACAGGAGCCUCUCGUUCUGUAGACUUGCUGCUUACGCCAUCGCCCAGACAGUCGUGGAUACACCUCUGUCUACUUCAUGUCGACCCUACAACCUAUAUCUUCUCAGUGCCUCAUUUCUCUCUACUUUUAUGGCGUUUGACAAUGACCAUGUACGCCUUCUUUCGGGCAAUCGGAGUCUCGUUGAUUCACUUGAUCCAGCGACUGGAAUCACUAGUAUGCAUAAAUUUAUUUCUGAUUUCGUGUUUCACAUAGUUGUGAGCUCUCCUUAUUCGAAUAAUUCGCUAAUUGCCUGUAGCUCUCAUUAUCUACUCGAGCUACUUGAUUUCAUCGAGAAAGAUGCAACUAUAGUUUCUUGGCUCCGAUGGAUAAAUCUAGUCCAAUUUGCCUUCGAAGCCUGGUGGCCAACAAAUCCUACAACCUUGAAUCUAAUCCUCGUUACCAGUUUUACGCUAUCCAACGAAGCAUACCUAGGUCGCUUACGGUUAGUGGAACCAACUAUAUCCAAGACUUUGGAUUUAUCUGCACUCUUUUUCGUGUUUUUCGUCUCCCCCACAUCUUUCGGCAUAGAUCUUCUGAAGUCUAACAAAGAUGAUGAUGCUGUCGCCAAUUAUACGUGUAACAAAAAUGUUCACACUGGCCAGCAGCUGCUGAACACAGCAUUUAAUCCCAUGGGAAGUAACCAAGAAUGGCAGGAUUUUCACCUAGCAAAACGUCAACUACACCAUCCCAUUGAAGAAGGAAAGAGGAAGCUAUUUCAAGAUAUCCAGGGCUACGUUAAGCCGGGAAAGUUGAUAGCUUUUAUGGGUGCCUCCGGCGCUGGGAAAAAAACGUUAUUGAAUACCUUGCCCCGGAGGAUUCAGUUUGGAGUUGUCCAGGAUGACUUCCUCGUUGAUGGCCAAUCUCUUCCUUCCUCAUUUCAAGGCCCAACGAGCUUCGUCAAGCAAAUGGACAUCUAUUAUGUUGAGAAUAUAAUCGAUUUGUUAGAGAUUCACAAUAUGACUAGCGCCGUAAUUGGGAGGAGUAGCCCACCAAUAGACUUGAUUCAGGAGCUGUCUUCAAAAUCGACCCGUUCCUGCGAAAGCUUGCUAUCGCAGCUUUUCGACCAGCUUUUGUUGUUGAAAAUUGAUGGAGCCUCUCCCAAGAAUGAGAAAUUGACUAAGGAGAUCCAAGGGAUUAUCAGAGUUUUCAUGUUUCAUAUCUUCACUAGCCUCUUUAAUCCCUUCGCUUUCUGGUAUCUCAGAAAUAGACACAAGCGCAGGCGCGAUCCUGGGUAUGAGGUCGAUCUAUUAAUCGCGAGAAGAAACCUCAAAGAUCUACUCUUGGAAUGUGUUCUCCUGAGGUGCUAUCUUGAGCGUGACACCCUACGACAAUCUCGCUGGAACAAUCUCCUACGAGGUGCUGCUGGUACUAGGCCACGUGGUGUCCACGCGACACUUACGUUGCUGCAAGCAUUUGGCUCUUUGCGAUUGUGUUUGAGCACUUUUAUCUUGGAUUCAGUCAAAGCGAUUGCAGCGUUUUCUCCGAAUGAAUUCCGCCGCUUUACUCUCAUACCCUUCAGUUGUUCGUUUCUGCAGUGUCGUGGUCCCGUAAACCGACCGCCCUGCCUGAUUUCUGGCAAAGUUGGAUGUACUGGCGGAGGCCCUUCCACAUCUGCUCGAAGGCAUGUUGGGCCUACAUAUCGUGAGAUUGCAGUAUUCGCACCCCCGCCAGGCCAAGACUCGGUGCGGCGGCUACGUGCAGACCCAACCAAACGGCAACUGUGGCUUUUCCCAACACCGGAGAAGAACACAGUUUGCAGCCAGCUUUAACAUGGAUCCUAGCAACAUCCCCUUCACUCUACAGCAGGGCCAUAGCUGACCAAACCAAAGGGGCGUACAUAUUGUUAAUUUUGCCGUCUUUUUUGUAUUAUGCAGCGGGUUGUACUUGGGUGGUCGGUGCAAGAUCAACUCGAAUUGCAGCCCAACGGCGAGGAGGAAUAAGAACGGAAUGAGGAAGAGGCAGUAGGGCAUGAAGCAUAGACAACUGGCGUUUGCUCUUGGGUUGAAGUCUGUGGGCUAGGGGUUCGGGUGCAUUCGGCCGCGGACCGCAGCCUUCAGCCUUGCGGUAGUUUGGGGCCCGAUUUUCCCAACUUCAUGUGUG